AUGAUGGAACCUGACACUGAUUUGUCCUUUUCAGCCUGCAGCAGCUUAGACGGGGGCUCGGCAGUGGAAACCCCGACGAAGCAGACCAAGUUGGAACCGCCCGACAUUGACAUUGAUGCCAAGGAGAUGCGCCAGAUGUUUGUCAAGAGGUGGCAAAGACUUGGGAAAGGGUGGCAAAAGAAGUUUCUGAUUGGCAACUGUUUGCCCAAAGGCGUCAAGCCCCAGACUGCAGCAGCCCAACAACUUGCAAAUCAGCCUUGGGUCUUUGGUGCCAAAUCUGGUUGCGGGUGCCUUCCCUGCAGCAAAGCUAACACUGGAAGUGAGUGGGGCUUAGCUACUGCUGGUCUGGUGCCCAAAUUCCGGGCUUGCUUCUUGCAAAAGCACCAAGAGUGCAAGAGUCAUAUUGAUGCGGUCAAGAUGAUGCUUGGAAUUGGGGUCGAUGUUCCCGGCGCCCCACCACUGGAAGAAUUUGAGAGCCUCCUGAAGAAGCUGCAAUCUGGCUCUUCGAUGAGAAGUUGCGGGGACUUCAAAGGCCAAAGCUCAGACAAGGCUUCGCUGAUGGCAUGGUGCCUCCACGAGGAAAAAUACGACACCCGCUUCGGCAUUUUGGGAAUGGCACGCGCAACAAGGGAAGUUUUGCAACGCUUCUGCACCAAGUACAAUGAUCCUCCCAGGUACUAUGCUGGUCCAAAGCCUGAGUUCAACGAAGGUCUUUUUGAUAAAGUGAGGAAACGGGUUGAAAUCAUUUUGACAGACGCGGCAGCUAACGAGUUGCUGGCCAGCAAUGUGACAAGGGGAGCAAGAGACCCAAACAUCGAAGGACCAGGUGCACAGAUCCUUCUUCCAUGCCUGAAGCUGGUUGCAAGAGAUCACGCGCAUGCAUUUCGCCGCGUGAUUCAAAGGCCUUUCAAAGCCACCGACCAUUUGUCUGCGCUGAUGGCAGAACAUGUCUUGGGCGCAAAUUCGCCAGUGAGAAUCAUAGAUGGUUCGUUCAUCUUCAGGCAAUGGUUUGAUGAUGAGGUGGCCAAGCUGGUGAACGGGAAUGUCCACUGCCACAACUUGAAAUCAGCCAAACACCGCUUCGAGUCCCACACCGCUCCGCUUUGCCGACUCUUGAGCAACCUCCCUGCUGUGCUAGCCACCGUGCAACGGAUCAUCCAGGCCAGGAAGGAUCAAACAGGCUCAGCGCUGCAAACUUGGCUGCAGAAUCUAGCAGCCCAAGAAUUGCUGCAGCUUGGUAUGGUGGCUGACGUCAUGGAUGAAAGCCUGCUGCUCAUCAGGCAGGUUGACAACGAGGAAUGCGACAGCGCUGAAGUUGGAAACUACGUGCAGAGUUUUGCUGAUCGGAUUCAGAUGCUGAUUGUGCAGAAGGCUAUACUGACGACAAUGGGAUACACGAAGCUUGUGAUGGACUUGCUCGCGGAGGGGAAGCUGAAGUUUUUCGCUUGUGGUGUUGCCUGCCGCUUGGGGCCCUGUCAGGAUGAGUCAAUCGACCAAUGCUUCAAGAACAUGGAGGUGUUUUCUUUGAAAAGAGUGUCCAAAACAGACACCUUCUUCCAGAGCUCGGCCGACAGCAGUGUAGAGCGUUUGGCUAAGUUCUUUGGGGUGAGCUCGGGCGGCUUCCAGGAGCAGCUACACCGCCUUCGCCCCCUGGCAGAAAAGCGAUGCAGAGACACCAAUGGUGGAACCCGAGAGGCUUGGACAGCGACCAUGAAAGCUACUCACCUGCGAAAUUCUAUGCAGGACUGCUCAGAGUCCUACCCAACAGCUGACAUUGCUCCAGUGAUGCGUCGCUAUCUUGCAUGGCAGGCGAGCACAAGUGGCGUGGAGCAGAACUUCGCUAGAGGUGAGCGCAAGAAUGCAUUUGGACAGACGCCUGCAAGUGAUGUGUUUGAAGAGCGGGCAAUGAAACUGAUGCUUUGCGCAUGUCGCAAACGAAAGAGCGAACGCAUCGACAAAGACAUCAAGCGCCCCAAGACGAAUGAGGACCCAUCAAGCUCAGAGGCAGCGUUCAAAAGAGCAAGGAGGGACAGUGUGGCCAAUGCAGUGGAGAAAGAUUGGGAUCAAAGCCUUUCCUUCAAUUUGGAUGAAGAUCCCAGCCAUGAACUUUGGGCUGAGGCCCACGAGAAGGAGUUCGAAUUCCAGAAAAAGAAACAAAGAGAGCACAUGGUCACAGCCUACCAAGAGGGUUUACUCCAGGAGGCUGAGGUGGAUCAGGAAGCGGUUGAAACAACGCUUGCCAAAGAAAAGGAGCGAGACAAAUUGCUGGUGCGUGAGGGCAAGGUGCAACGAUCUUUUGCUGACAAGAUGCAUGGCCCCUUGGAGUGGGAGCAUCUGAGCGGCAAGACUGCUUGGGUAGCUUCAGACAUUCAAGAAGACAAGUUGGACGUAGCACUGCCAAAGUUCAACAUCACAAAAACCAAGGAACGAACAGAUGCAGAUGCAUUGAUCGUCAAGGAUGCCGCCAACAUGCCUGAAAGGGCCAGGCUUUUUGCGGCUGGACUUGGUUUGAUUGUCAUGGACGCCUGCCUGUUCAAUGGCCAGCAAGGAUUCAAGGUGAAAUUCAAAAGAGCAUGUGGGACCUCUCGAACAUGUUUCUUCACAGCCGAGUUCAAGAACCAACACCCUGAGUUUGAGAAGAAUGUCAGGUCUUUGCUGAACAAGCCUGUGAAGUUCAGCCACUGGAAGCUCGCGAAGACUAGACAAGAAGCUAGUUUUGUCUUGGCGACCAAAGCUGAGUGUCAACAUGAUCCGACUCAUUGGCCCAUUCUCAAGCCUGCCGUUGCCUACUACAGUGUUGAGGCGAACCCGGCUUCGUCUGGCGAGGGGACCUCCUCCCGUUACGGACCCGUGGACGACGAGGAGCAAGCUUUGGUUGUGCAGCUUAUCAGAGCAGGAAAGACCAAAAAUGAAGCGCAGCAGCAAGCAGCCCAGGCAAAGGAAGUACAGGUGAAGGCAAUGAAAGAGGCAAAGAUGCAGAGAAGUCAAGCCAAAAAGGCUGGCAACCCCCCUGCAGCUGCAGGCGGGAUGCCUGGGCAGCCUGCUUUGACCAAUCUCAACAUGCCCGCUGACGCCCAAAAGAACCAGGGCUACUAUGAGUCGCUGAUGGAGGCGAUCAACACCAUUUUGAAAUGCCCGAAGUUCUCCGACAUCCGGGUUGCCGAACCGCUUGCCAUCACUGAUGGAGUUGACGCUUCGUCGGGCGUGCAGGCGGUGUUCAACCAGCAGGAAGCGAAGAUCGCACUGCAGAAGGAAGGCGCUUACAGAAGUGCCAUUAACCUUUUUUGGUUAGACCCUUUUGGCAGCCCAACGCCAACCGUGCCACUAUCCAAGAAGCGGGUCCAGGAAUUGGGUUCAUUUGCGUUUCCCGGCUACAAGCCAGCACAUUUGGCCGACAGCUUUUGCGUGGGUGUGGAUGCCCCUGACACCGACUUUCACGCUUUGAAGGGCAAUUGGCGCCCUGUGUCCCCAGAAGAAAUGCAUCACUGCAUAAUCUUCACUCUUGCUGCCGCAAUCGAUUCUGGCGAGGUUGACGAUGCUGGUUUGGAUCAGUGGCGCACCAUGAUUUUGUCUUGUCCCGUGAUGAUCAUUCUCAUGGAUGGCGGCCCGGACCAGCUUUUUUGGCAAGCUUUCAAAAAGCGCCAGCAAGUGGUUGCAAACUAUGAGGCCUGUCGCCGAACCGCAAGGCAACUCGCUUACGAAGUUGCAUCUCUGAAAGCACAGAAGGAAGCCGAGUCUGGCGAAAUCUUGUCAGUGAAAGAUUUGAGCGACUUGUUUGCCUUGCACCAGUCGGACAUGGCAAUCGCAAGCAAGCGGACAGACAUGGCGGAUGGAUUCGUGAAGGACUGCAUUUUUGUGUUUGAGAAGAUGCUGAGCGAUCCAGUGUGCAACGCUUGCUUGGACGUGUUGGAAGAGAAGUAUGGCCUGUCCUCCCCACUGAACUCACUUCAGAAAAUGCGAGUGAUCAUUGAGAAGUCAGAAUCGACUCCAACCAGGCAAUGGGUCAUGGAAGUGAUCACUGACAUGGUGAUUAAUGGACAGAUCGAUCGGGAAACCAUCAGCAAAUCCUACCUGCAGGGAAGUGGCACCAAUGCAUCAUUGGUUGAACUGUUGAAGCUCAAGCUCCAAACAGUCAAGCAUUUCCUCCAGGUUGAGAUGCCGCGCAGCCAGUUUCACGUGCCUGACUUGAAGAUGAUCGAGCAGAAGAUUUUGACCGUUUCAGAUUACCGGGUCUACGUCACUCCCGGGAAGGCUGGUAACAGAGAGGCCGACAACAAAUGGAUGAGCACCCUCAAAUGUAGCAGCAUUGCUUGCUUGAAGUUGGUGGAGGACAUCCUCUACACAACAAAUUUGAAUGGUGCUAUGAUCGCUUUGCUGCGCAAAGGCAAGGGUGCGAGCCCAUUGGAACUGAUGGAGAUUGAAACAUUCAGCCUCCGAUGGAAGGCCGCAGUUGCCGCGAAAGACAAUGAGAUCGCAGCUGAACGAGCUCUUGACGGCAAGCAAAAGGACCAGGAGGUGGAGGAGGAGACGGACGAGUGCAAGAAGAUAGCCCUUGGCUCAGUUCAAGCUGAACCUUCAAAGUACCAGAGGGGGAGCGCGCAGCACUACACUGCGACGGCUGCGCAACAAGUGCAGAUCUAUGUUUCCCUCGUUGUUGAGCCUCCAACUUUGGCAGGUGUUGCUCGGGUGAUUGAAGAGAGCCAGCUGUCUGGCAAGUACCAAGGUGCUCAAGGCAAAAGCUGCAUCAUGAUCCACUUUGACGUACAGCUUUUCGCAGAAGCCGUGAAAAGACCUGACAGAAGAGCGCCUGCUCUCACUGCAGCCCUUCUGAAGAAGUUGGUCCACGGGGCGAUCAAGGGAAGGGGUGGCUCUCCCAACCAAAAGGUGGGCCCGGACCACUAUGACAAACCGUUGGAUGGAGAUUUCAUUUUUUUGAAUGAUGGAGGUCGCAACGUGGUUGACAUAUUGCUGUCCCCAUUCAAGACGAAGGACGCCAAAGGUGCGGCUCUUGCUCACUAUCUGGAAGAAUCAGUUGAAUCGAAAAGAAAGCUCAAUCGUGGAAUGACCAACCAAAUCCAACGCUGGCACGUUGUAUCCACAGAGUCCCUGGCGUCUUGGCUUCCGGAGCGAAAGCACACCAAGUACCCCGGGACCAACCGUGGCAACUGCAUCGGAUGGAUCGGGAAAGACAUGUACGGGGCCAAGAUGAUGGGCGGCUCCGAUGUCGCAGUUGAGGAUGGCAAGGAGGAGGAAAGAUCUGACGACAGCUUCGAACCAGCCUUUUACCAUCACCUCCCCGAAUCCUUGUACUCAGAUGCCAUUGGGGCAUAUGAGGUCCGUGGUUGCCUGGAUCUGACUCCGGGAUGUGGAGAUCUUGCACGGGCAUGUUUGCUUCGCCGCGUGCCGUACUUGGGAUUGGGAAUGACGGACCAACAUUGCUCCUUGCUCAAGGCACAGCUGGUGGAGUUCAUCAAGAUGCAGAUGAGGUCUGAAGGAUCAACUUACUACAGCCCUGAGUGGGCUGCUGCGUCAGACUCUGCCACGACGGCAAAGGAGGAGAAAAAACGCAAGAAUCAAUCCGAUCCCAAGAUUCAGCCCAAGCCACCCAAGAAGCCCAAGAACAAGAAGAAAGACGAGGAAGAGUUGCUCGAAGAUUCGGAUUCCGCUUCAGAGACUGAGGCGAAGUGA
Molecule: messenger RNA, 5688 nt
Organism: Cladocopium goreaui
Lineage: Eukaryota; Dinophyceae; Suessiales; Symbiodiniaceae
Source: the annotation of a GenBank genome assembly